UUAUAAGCCGCCAAGACUGACUGGGAUGAGUCAACAUUGUGAAGAAGCUCCACUACAAGUACCUUCACCCACAGAACUCCCAGAGCACCAAGAACAAUGGCCAAAUUCCUACUCCUAAUUAUUCUUCCAUUGCUCACCGUUCUACCAUGCUCCUAUGCUUUGCCCCAGUCGAUGCUAACCACUGGCUCAUCCUUGUCUGUAGAAGAGCAUAGCGAAACCUUUCUUGUCUCGCCAAAAGCUGAUUUCUCUUGUGGAUUCUAUGAAGUUGGAAGGAACGCAUUCUCCUUCUCUAUUUGGUUCACUAACACCAUAGAGAAAACUGUUGUAUGGUCUGCCAACCCCAAUUCUCCGGUGAAUGGCCGUGGUUCCAUGAUGUCGCUGAACCAGGAUGGAAACUUUGUCCUCACUGAUGUCAAUGGCAGCAUCACUUGGGACAGCAAGACAAGUUCUGGAGAAGGCACAACGGUUUCCCUUCUUGACACCGGCAACCUCAUCGUCAAAGACUCAACAGGUAAAAUGUUGUGGGAAAGUUUCUCUUCACCGACAGAUACACUGCUGCCUUUACAGACCUUCAAAAAAGGUACAAGACUAGCCUCCAGUUAUUUCAGCCUCUAUUUCGACAACGACAAUGUGCUACGCCUUAUGUAUGAUGGUCCAGAGAUAUCAAGUCUCUAUUGGCCAAGUGCAGACUUUAGUGUGUUUGGAAAUGGACGGACUAACUACAACAGCUCCAGGAUUGCAGUCCUCGACACUGAAGGACUUUUCCAAUCAAGUGAUAGGCUGAAUGUCCAGUCUUCUGAUUGGGGCGCUGGAGUCAAGAGAAGGCUGACAAUUGGCUAUGAUGGAAACCUCAGAAUGUACAGUCUGAAUGAGUCGACUGGGAGCUGGAUAGUAUCAUGGGAGGCCAUAGCAGAAAUGUGCAAUGUUCACGGGAUAUGCGGACAAAAUGGGAUAUGUGAGUACUUGCCAAGCCUCAGGUGUUCAUGUCCCCCAGGAUAUGAGAUAACUGAUCCGCAUAACUGGAACAGCGGUUGCCGUCCAAAAUUCAAUAAAAGCUGCAGCAAACCAGAAGAGUUUGACUUCAUCAAAGUCCCUCAAAGUGACUGUUAUGGCUUUGAUCUGGACUACAACGCGUCCGUGUCACUUGCUCAAUGUAAGAAGGCAUGCUUGGACACCUGUUCCUGCUCGGCAUUCGUGUACAAGACAGGAUUUGCACUUUGCUACACCAAAUCUGUACUCUUCAAUUGUUAUACAUCAGCAAAUUUUGCUGGAGAUAUGUAUAUCAAAGUACCAAAGACUAUGGGUACCUCCAAACAGUCUGGUCUCACAUGUAAUCUGGGUAUUCCUGUGGUUAUACAAGGCUCUGCAAGUAUGUAUGGAAUGAAUGAUGUCAACAGAAGUUAUACAACUUACUAUAUAUUUGCAGCAAUACUGGGAGCCCUGGUGCUGCUCUUUAUAGGUACAAGCUGGUCGUUUCUUUACAGCAAGCAGAACAUACCCAAAUCAAUGGAGGCAGGUUACAGGAUGGUGAUGAGCCAAUUUAGGAUGUUUACGUACCGAGAGCUAAAGGAAGCGACUGGAAAGUUUAAGGAAGAGAUUGGAAGAGGGGCCUCUGGAAUUGUUUACAGAGGAGUAUUUGAAGAUAAGAGAGUAGUUGCGGUGAAGAAGCUAAUAAACAUUUCACAUAGUGAGGAGGAAUUCUGGGCAGAAAUGAAUAUAAUCGGAAGGAUCAACCAUAUGAAUUUAGUGAGAAUGUGGGGGUUUUGCUCUGAGGGUCAACACAAACUACUGGUGUAUGAGUAUGUCGAGAAUGAAUCACUCGACAAGUUUAUAUUUGGUGACGUAAGUACUGAGAGACUACUUUCUUGGAGCCAACGAUUCAAAAUAGCAUUGGGAACUGCAAGAGGCUUGGCAUACCUCCAUCAUGAGUGCCUUGAGUGGGUAAUCCAUUGUGAUAUAAAGCCGGAGAACAUACUCCUGAACCGAGACUUUGAAGCCAAGAUAGCAGACUUUGGACUAGCCAAACUCUCAAAGAGAGACAGUUCCAGUUUCAACCUCACCCACAUGAGAGGAACAAUGGGCUACAUGGCACCAGAGUGGGCGCUGAAUUUGCCAAUCAACGCAAAGGUCGACGUAUACAGUUACGGUGUUGUCCUUCUCGAGUUAGUUACUGGAAGUAGGAUCUCCAGUGGAAUAACAGUGGAUGGUAAAGAGGUAGAAAUCAGACAGUUUGCAGGGGCAGUGAAGGAAUUGCUGGUGGGUGGAGAUGUCAAGGAAAUAAUUGAUACUAGACUGCAUGGCCAUUUCAAUCCUGAGCAACUGGUGGUAAUGGUGAAAUUGGCUUUAUCUUGUCUAGAAGAAAGAAACAGCAGGCCUACGAUGAAUGAAAUAGUAAAAGCUCUGCUACCAUGUGAUGAACAUGACAAUCACCCAGCCUACUCCUGGUGACCUGCGAUAAGCUUAAUAUCUCAAUCUGCAAGAAGAAAUAGUUUGUACUGCGUGAUAUUUGAAAAUAAAAUAAAUCAUGACUGGAAAAAAUGUAUGUUGUUGUGUUCCAUACAUCCUUGUGAAGGUAAUAGGUGUAAAACUAAGUGCAAUUGUAUCGAAAAUAUUCAGUGCCAUACAAAUGCAUGCAUGAAAUGUGGCGGGCUUGUUUUUUCA
Molecule: messenger RNA, 2661 nt
Organism: Lolium perenne
Lineage: Eukaryota; Viridiplantae; Streptophyta; Magnoliopsida; Poales; Poaceae
Product: putative receptor protein kinase ZmPK1
Biological process (GO): protein phosphorylation; recognition of pollen
Molecular function (GO): ATP binding; protein serine/threonine kinase activity
Source: RefSeq, a predicted model, not a curated record